Galeopterus variegatus (Sunda flying lemur) is the source of this 336-nucleotide messenger RNA. RefSeq names its product putative phospholipase B-like 2. The coding region runs from base 1 to 336 and encodes 111 amino acids. The record is from RefSeq and is a predicted model, not a curated record. Lineage: Eukaryota; Metazoa; Chordata; Mammalia; Dermoptera; Cynocephalidae. The transcript has 2 exons.
AUGUACCUCUCCUCCGGCAGCGGCCUGGCCCCGGCGCUGGUGCUGGCCCUGCUCAUCGAGCUGUUCCUGAGCGGCAUGGUGGGUGCGACACCAGCCCCGGGAAACCGCUGGGGGCAGGACGGGCCGGUCCCACCCGCCUUCCGCACCUCCUCGGUGCUCCUGGACGCCUCAGGCCAGCUGCGCUUGGUGGACGGCCGCCACCCUGAUGCUGUGGCCUGGGCCAACUUCACCAACGCCAUCCGCGAGACCGGCUCCUGUCUCCAUGGGGGGCCGUUUACCACCUCCGAGGCUGUAGUACAGCGGUCGGGACCAAGUCUCUGCUUGGGCAGGGACUAA